Messenger RNA from Durusdinium trenchii, 2957 nucleotides. Lineage: Eukaryota; Dinophyceae; Suessiales; Symbiodiniaceae. The record is from the annotation of a GenBank genome assembly.
AUGGCACUGCGCCUUCUUCUACUGCCCUUGGCCACCAGAGGCUUCGACAUCGAUGGCUGUACCAGCAUUGUGGUGAAUGCCGAUGCGAUGCAGGACGGCUCAGCGGUCACCUCCCAUGCGAAUGACUGCGCCGAUUGCGAUUGGCGAGUGGCCUAUGUCCCAGCACAGGAUCAUCCAGAAGGAUCGGAGCGGAUCAUCUACGAUGCGGUGUGGAGUCAAUAUCCACGGCUGGUGGAUCCUUCCCGCUCCAAGUCCUAUCAGCCAGCGAUGGGCAUCACCUCCACUGCGGUGCUGGGACGCAUCCCUCAGGUGAAACAUACCUAUGCGCUUUGGGAGGCCAGCUAUGGCCUCAUGAACGAGCACGGCGUAGGCAUGGGCGAGUCCACCUGUUCCGCUUUUCUGGUCGGGACAGGCCUCUCCCAGGGCGGCACGGCGCUGUUCAGCAUCGGCAACUUGAUGGCCAUCGCCCUGGAGCGAUGCAAGACCGCACGCUGCGCGAUCCAGACGAUGGGCGACCUGGGCGCCUUUUACGGCUUCUACGGCGAGGACCCGGGCAUGGGCGGCGCUGGCGAGGCGGUGACACUGGUGGACCAGAGCGGCGAGGCCUGGGUCUUCCACAUCUGUGGAGGCGUGCCCAGCAGCGAGAAGAACGCCUCCUGGGCCACUCAGCGUGGAGCGCUUUGGGCCGCGCAGCGGGUGCCCAGCGGACAUGUGGCGGUGGUGGCCAACAGCAUGAUCAUCCGGCAGAUUGACUUUGAGGAUAAGGAGAACUUCAUGCUCCACCCAGGCUUGAAGGAUCUUCUGCAGGAAGCGAAGCUGUGGAAUGGCAGAGGGCAGUUGGAUUGGCAAAAGGCGGUGUCGCCAAACAUGGAGACCUUCAGCUACUUUCCUGGCCUGGCGCCCAUCCCCAUGUACUCCACCUUGCGCAUGUGGGGCGUUUACCGGCAAGCGGCACCCAGCGCGAAGAUCCGAGCAACGAAGGAUUUGGGCAGCUUCCCGUUUUCUGUGCCCGUGGAUGGGAAGGUCUCCAUUUUGGAUGUGAUGAACUGGUUCCGGACGCACUAUGAGGGGACGGAGUUCGACAUGCGCUAUGGCAGCUUGGCGGGCCCCUUCCAGAGCCCGAACCGUGCAGAGGGGGGCGAUGGUGCCAAGGCCGUUCCGGGGCAAUUUGCUCGGGCCACGUCCAUUCCCCGCACCUCCUACACAGUGCUGUUGCAGUCGGGCAUCAAGCAGCCACGGGUUUGGUUUGCGCCGGACGCCUCCGCCUCCUCGAUCUUCGUGCCCUUCUUUGCCUCGGCACUGGACGCCAAUGCCCAGGGACGGUUUGACGUGGCAGCUUAUGGCACUGGCUCCAUGAAGAGCUUCAGUUUCGACGGAGCUCGCUCCGCCUGGUGGGCACACGACUUCGUGGCGAACUGGAUGGACUUGUCUUAUCAGAACAUGUCCGACGCUGGAGGUUCUGAGUUGGUGGGAACAGGAUGGAAGUGGGAGGGCGGCCGCUCGGAAGCCUGUUGCCGGAAGCUUGGAAGCUUGGAAAGAUUGGCCAUGCCCUUGCUGGGCCCCUUCGUGGCGAACACCUUGGCCACCACCGACGUGCAGCGCCGCCAGCUCGUCGCAGAGACGCACGGCGCGCUGCCGUGGGCCGACCGCGCCCGCGGCGCGGUCGACGGCGCCCGCGGACGCGCCUUGUGGAUCCACUCGCACGAACGCUCCAACGGAUUCUGUGGUUUGCUGAAGUACUCAAACCUGGAGCGUAUCGUGCUGGAGAAACCCGAGGUCAACCAUCGGGACUUUGAUGCCGACUGGUUCUGGCUGUUGAUCGAUCGAAACAAGAAGUCCUUGACAUCCUUGGAGAUGAGAGGUUGCCUCUCUGGGCUACCUGACCAAGGCGAUGUGAAGAACGUUCAGGUCCUGAACGUCUACGUGCAACAUUUGUACAAGUGCGAAGCGUUGGCCCACGUCGAUCUUCAAAAUCCACCGCCACAUGCGAUUUGGGAUGGGCAGCUUCUACGCUUGGUCUUUGGACGGCUCCAACGCCUGGCCUUGCGAGGGAAUGAUUGGAUCCUGCCCGAUGACCAAGGCUAUGCGGAUUUUAGUCAGACUUUUGCAAGGGCGUCUCCUCAUCUGGCGAAUUUGCUGCAACUGUCUCUCACUUGGGAUUCGCCCAUGACCGAUGAGGAAGAGCCGUCUGAACUUGAUCAUCCGCAUCCCUUUUUGCAGUUCUUCCUAAUGGCAGAUUUACGUCGACUUCGGUCUUUGUCACUCCAAGGAUGUUCCUACAGCAACUUCUUCUUGCAAUCCUUGGUGGGCUUCAUCAACCGGCACCGGAACUCCCUGGAAGAGCUGCAGAUCCGCUUGACGAAGCGCGACGAGAUGAGAACUGUUCCGGAACUGCUCGCAGGUCUAUGGGUCUUGCCCCAUGUGAAGAGCCUCCUGUUCCCCCUGGACGAGCAACACUUCCGGAGCGAGUUUCGACACCUCAGCUUCCAGAGGCUUCCGAGAGUGUUCCCUGCACUUCGCUUUUUGGCGCUCUUGUUCUGCGACCUUUGGGAAGCCGGCUCCGACGGUUCGGAGAAUGCGGUUCAGAGGAUCAGGUCCAGAUACACCGAGGUCUACCAGAUGAACAGCUCUUUGCAACGGAUCAUUGCACCCAGCCUUGUCAGCAAGACGUUUCAAAUGUUAUUUUUCCACUUGUUUGCCGCAAAAAAGCAUGUUGGGAGGCUCUGAGGCUCAGGGACUAGGCCUGUAGCUGCAGGCUCGCGGUAGCCGUAGCCUUUGGCUAAUCUCAUGGAGAGGAAGCUGGAGAGAGAGAGAGAGAGCACAAAAAAAGAGGGGUUUGAUGAGGUAUGUGUGUGUGGACCGGACUUCUCGAUCAGCACCUCACCAUCCGUUGACACCCGCUCCAUCCGCUUCUACUGAUGGGACGCCGCAAAACAUCGGGCCAAAAAGGGGGUCGU